AUGAGGAAACACGCACACCGCCGGUGAUCCGUCGGCGACUCGGACACAAUCAGUCACGCUGGAAUCUUCCUCCGCUUCACUUCAACUCACUGAUCAUACACAUAUAGUUAUUUUUCAAUAUCAUUAUCUCCCCCUGCCGCAGCAUGAGCGCUGAAUGCAGCGGAUACAACAGCGCGGACGGCGUUUUUGUGGAUGCCUUCUCUUGUCCCAAAACGGGGAGCGCAGCCGUGGCUGUGUACUGCUGUGGAUUUAAUGACGUUAAGUAUUGCUGUGAUGACCCCAACAGCUUUUUCCCGUAUGAGUACGGAUACAUGUGGUGGUUGAGUAUCGGUGCCCUGGUUGGUCUGUCAAUUGCAGCGGUCGUCCUCCUUGCCUUCCUCGUCACGGUUUGUGUCCUCUGCUACCUCUUUAUCGCUACCAAACCCAGCCGCCUUGACAACGGCCUACCCCUAAGAGCGCCAGCAGGAGAUCCCAGUGAGGGACCCAGCCAUGUGAGAGUGAUAUGUUCCUCUGGUCCGCAGGGAAUCAGAAAACUCUUCAUGAGCAGGAGGUUGGACUGUGAUAACCAGCCUCCGGACCCAGAUCGUCUUUUCCAGAGGUGUUUCACAGCCACGGUCACCGGAGUAAAAGUGGAAAGUCCUUCAUAAGCCGCUGAGCAAUUUCUUCAAUGGAAAACAGAAUUUACGGUGUGUCGAAGAAGCAACUGGAGGCACCCAGCUUCCGAUGGACAGCUGUGAGUGUAAAGAAACACGUGGUGUGCAGAGGAGUCCUGGAGGUUCACACUUACACAGGCAGCUGAAGACCACUCUUACAAAGCACGCAUUAUGAAAUGUCUUGUCUUGGUGAGUUAGUCAUAAGUCAUGCACUAAUUUUCUCUAUUUUUCACUGCCUCCUUGAGAGUGGAAAAGAGUUGUCAUUUUUUUAAGUAAGAAACUCCAUAUUGUGGCUUUAUGCAAGCCAAAAAAUCAUUAAGACCUAUGCUAUCUAGUCUAUGUUCAGGGUGUACAGUUUUAUUGACCUUCAGAGACAACGCUGAAAAAGUGGCAUACGGCAAGAACAGGAUUCUAGAUGAACCAGGACCACAUGAGAACUUGUGCUGCAAGCAUGUAAAAUCAGGACUUGGAGUGACGUGGAACGCUGCUGAUCUGUAGCUGUCUUGUAUCACAUUUUACUCAGGGACUAGAGAAUUAGUUCGGACACACUGAUCCUUUAACUAGUGAAGGUUAUGACAAAAGAUGAAUUAAUUCAUCAUGACAGUAAACUUACUUUGUCAGGGUGCUGUAUGCCAGGACAGUAGCAGGAGGGAAGAACCGCUAAGUCCUUGCAGGGGGGGAGGUUGGGGUGGAUGGAUGAGUCUAUUUACGCACACCAAGCCACUGUCCGUUUCCCUCGUAAUAACCUUGUGUUUAAUAUCAAUGGAGCUACUGUAUUUUAGACCAAGCCGAACUUCUUUCAUCACCCCUAAAAAUGCUGUGCCGAAUGCAAGGGGAGUUGAAAAAAUACUUUGCAGGAUAUACUUUACAAGAUGAAUCCUCAAACCAUCUGAACAGUGUGCCAUUUACAGUAUGGCAGAACGUUUUGUCUGUUUGUCACAUACACCGGUCAGGCAUAACAUUAUGACCAUCUUCCUCGUAUUGUGUAGGUCGCCCUUGUGACUUCAAACAAGUUGAAUAGACAUCAGAGAAUGGACAUGGGUCUUCUGAGGGUGUCCUGUGGUGUCUGGGAACACAGUGUUGUUAG
Molecule: messenger RNA, 1740 nt
Organism: Mugil cephalus (flathead mullet)
Lineage: Eukaryota; Metazoa; Chordata; Actinopteri; Mugiliformes; Mugilidae
Product: protein shisa-like-2A
Exons: 3
Coding region: 144-647 (167 amino acids)
Source: RefSeq, a predicted model, not a curated record